GUCUCUGGCGUCACCGGUGCCGUAAAGCAGGAGUGAAACAUGUCUUCCGUGCACAAGUUGCAGAAGUGCGCUGUCUCUCCAACUGGAAAACAUUCGGCAUCAAUAAUGUUUCUACACGGCUCAGGAGACACAGGGCUGGGGCUGAGAGCGUGGGUGAGGGAUGUGUCCACACCAGACUUCACCUUCCCUCACAUCAAAGUCAUCUACCCCACAGCUCCCGCCAGACCCUACACACCCAUGCGUGGGGCCUUGUCUCAUGUGUGGUUCGACCGGCACCAGAUCUCCCCAGAGUGUCCGGAGCACCUGGAGUCUGUGGAAGCUGCGAGCGCCUCCCUGUCUGCCGUCAUCCAGGACGAGGUCCGGGCAGGGGUGCCCCGGCAGCGCAUGAUCAUUGGGGGGUUCUCCAUGGGCGGGGCCAUGGCCCUCCACCUGGCCUGUCGCCACCACCCCGACGUAGCGGGCGUCUUCGCACUCUCCAGCUUCCUCAACAAGGACUCUGUUGUAUACCAGGCUGUGCAGGAGCGUGCUGGGGUGGGCAGGUGUGUACCAGAGCUGUUCCAGUGCCACGGCUCAGCUGACCAGCUGGUCCUGCCCCGCUGGGGGAAGGACACUGCCAGGCUGCUGCAGGGGGCUGGCCUCCCCUCUUCCUUUCACUCUUUUCCCGGCCUCCACCACCAGCUGGCCCCUGCUGAGAUGGAGCUGCUGCGCUCCUGGGUCCUCUCCAAGCUGCCCCUGGACUGACUCUGCCUCCACCGACUGCCCACUAGCCCAGGAAACAGGCCUCCCUUUCCAAACACACCACACAUCCCUCCCAGACUGGAACUGCUUGUGCUGAUAAACCGUCAAUAAACCUGAGUUGUGUCAGA
Messenger RNA from Hypomesus transpacificus, 866 nucleotides. RefSeq names its product lysophospholipase like 1 (gene lyplal1). The coding region runs from base 40 to 741 and encodes 233 amino acids. Gene Ontology annotation, cellular component: cytoplasm. Gene Ontology annotation, molecular function: palmitoyl-(protein) hydrolase activity; carboxylic ester hydrolase activity. The transcript is spliced from 5 exons. NCBI's taxonomy places the organism in Eukaryota, Metazoa, Chordata, Actinopteri, Osmeriformes, Osmeridae. Gene Ontology annotation, biological process: protein depalmitoylation. The record is from RefSeq and is a predicted model, not a curated record.